Molecule: messenger RNA, 1918 nt
Organism: Arvicola amphibius (Eurasian water vole)
Lineage: Eukaryota; Metazoa; Chordata; Mammalia; Rodentia; Cricetidae
Gene: Ell3
Product: elongation factor for RNA polymerase II 3
Exons: 10
Coding region: 38-1396 (452 amino acids)
Biological process (GO): positive regulation of transcription elongation by RNA polymerase II; transcription elongation by RNA polymerase II; snRNA transcription by RNA polymerase II
Cellular component (GO): transcription elongation factor complex
Molecular function (GO): cis-regulatory region sequence-specific DNA binding
Source: RefSeq, a predicted model, not a curated record
CCCGUGGUCUCGUUCAUUUGUGCGCGACUUUGGCACCAUGGAGGGGACCCAAGAAGCUCUGAGUGGGAAAAUGCGGCUCCUUUUCACCCCUGCUGCUCGGACCAGCCUUAUGAUGCUUAGGCUCAACGAGGCGGCGCUACGGGCACUGCAAGAGUGUCAGCAGCAACAGGUACGGCCUGUGAUCGCUUUUCAAGGCCACCGAGGGUAUCUAAGGCUUCCAGGCCCUGGAUGGUCCUGCCUCUUCUCCUUCAUAGUAUCCCAGUGUGGCCAAGAGGGCACUAGUGGCGGCUUGGACCUUGUGUACCAACGUUUAGGCAGAUCUGGGCCUAACUGUCUCCACUGCCUGGGCUCACUGAGAGAGCGACUCACUAUUUGGGCAGCCAUGGAUACUAUCCCAGCCCCACUGUUAGCUCAUGAACACCUGACUGAAGAUCCCAGAGAGUCCGAGAGUUGGCAGGACACUGGAGAUGCUCCUGAAGGCCAUCCCCAGAUGGCACUAGAUGAGGUAUCUGACCCACUGGCAAGCAACCAUGGACAGUCACUCCCAGGAUCCUCCAGUGAGCCCAUGGCACAAUGGGAAGUGAGGAACCACACCUCUCUUCCAAACAGAGAGCCGGACCAACCACCGCCUUCCCCUGCCAACCUGAAACGCCUGGACAAGAAACGGUCAGCACCUAUAACCACUGAAGAACCAGAGGAAAAGAGGCUCAGAACUUUGCCUCCUGCCCCAAGUCCACAAGGGCUAUCAAAUCAGGACUCCCAAGAGGGAGGAAACUGGGUGCAAGAUGAAGAUGGAGAUGAAGAUUCCAGGCUGGAGCAGAGUCUCUCGGAUCAAGCAGCCUCUGAAUCCCCAAGCCCCAAGGAGGUACCAGAUUAUCUCCUGCAAUACGGAGCCAUCCACAGCACAGAGCAGCAACAGGCCUACGAGCAGGACUUUGAGACAGACUAUGCUGAAUACCGGAUCCUGCAUGCCCGUGUUGGGGCUGCCAGCCAAAGGUUCACAGAGCUGGGAGCGGAGAUCAAGAGACUUGAGCGAGGAACUCCAGAACACAAGGUGCUAGAAGAUAAAAUAGUCCAGGAGUAUAGAAAGUUCAGAAAGGUAAGACAGGCUGCAAGCAAUAAGCGGUGGGGUGGAAGCCGCUUUACUUUUUACAAGAGUGUUUCUCUCUGCAGCGGUACCCAAGCUACCAAGAGGAGAAGCAUCGCUGUGAGUACCUGCAUCAGAAAUUGUCCCACAUUAAAGGUCUCAUCCUGGAGUUUGAGGAAAAGAACAGGGGCAGCUGAAACCAUGCAGAGGACUCUCGAGCCUGUGCCCAGUGAUGAACAAAACAGCUCUAAGGUGGAGCAGCACAUCUGCUUUUCCGAUUUUGACCCUUCCCUCCAAGGUGGCAAGUAGAGUCAUGCUAGGUUCUUGCAGUUUGUUUUUUGUUAUUGCCGUUAAUUUUGUAGGGUGUGGGCAUGGAGUCAAGUCUCCUCAGCUGUGCCCAGGAGACUAGAAAAGUAGCAGACGCUUGGCUUCCUCAACUCUACUUCAGCUAAGCAAGUCAUUUUCUGAACCUGAAAAAUGACAUUUCCAGAUCGACACACAUUUUGAGAUUAGACAAGUGAGUUUAGCUAAGUGGCCUUACAGGAAGAAAAUGAGAACUUCUGGUGUCAUAGCAUACCUAGAUGUAAGGGAAAGGGCUUGGCAUUACUCACGUACUGUAACAUGGAUAAAAAUGAAAACCAAUUGCUUCUGUCUUGUGUGAUCAUUAACCUUAAUAAUCAUCCAAGGCAGUGCUGUGUAUGUGACUUUCUCUGAGGCUCUCUGAAAGACUGAAUCCCCAUGUUCCAGCCAAAGCAUUAUGAAAUGGGAGUCUCCAUGGUUAUGGUCAUCUUUACUGUGCUAGAUACAUGCUCCUCCACUAAACAACACUAC